AAAGGAAAACAUCAAAGCAAGAGAUGAUAUUGUGAUUAAUGGAACUAAUUUCAACAUCUCCGGAAAACCUGAAGUGAUGAUAGGAGACAGUACGUGUGACGUUGUAGCCUUUAACACAACGACAAUAACCUGCAAGGCGAUGGAACUACCGGCCGGCAAUUACUCUCUGGCCGUCCGAGACAAAAAAUACGGCUGCUCGAAUGAGCAGUUUAGUGACGUUCGACCUUUCGAUCACGUCGAUCGAGCCACCCAGAGGUGGCUUCGGUGGCGUCAUUAUAAACAUCACAGGCGUCGGAUUUGAUCCGGCUGGUCAAAGAACCACGGUUACUGUCUGCAAUGCUUCUUGCUCUAUCACGAGAUCCUCAUAUAAUUCCCUCACGUGCCAGGUGCCUCCAACGGAUCCAGGUACCUUAAAAAGUAAGGACUGUGACAUAACAGUAACCAAUGAAAAUGGGCCGCUGGAAACAUCUAAGAAUGGAUUCACCUACAACGCCUCCUUGACUCCUUCCAUCCUUGAUGUCACGCCGAGGAGGGGAGGCACUGCAGGUGGCACCAGGAUAAAAAUCAAUGGCACUGGGUUUUCGUAUGUAUAGUGUUGGGUUCUUUUUAAUUGAACAUCUGGGGAAUCUAGAGUAUGUUUUCAACUGCGAAAAAAAUACCAUUGCAAGCAUAAAGAUAAAGCAGGAAGAGUGACAAAUCAGUGGCAGUAUUUAAUACAUUAUAAGUGCAAGACAUAAGGCACUCAACUCUGAUUGAAAUAUACUAUCUCUCACUGUGUUACUGUUUAGUUUGAGUAAUUUGUAGUUGAAAAUGUAAGUACCUUUGAUAUUAAAAGUCAGCAGCAUUUGCAUGCUGCAGAUGCAAAUACGAAUUUCCAUGAACUGCAGAUCGUGACGUAGCGUUUUUAAUUUGUGCCAUCACAUCUACAUUAUGUGUCAACAAAUAAUUUUAUGAAACUCUAGGUCAAA
Molecule: messenger RNA, 968 nt
Organism: Macrobrachium nipponense
Lineage: Eukaryota; Metazoa; Arthropoda; Malacostraca; Decapoda; Palaemonidae
Product: fibrocystin-L-like
Exons: 4
Coding region: 201-593 (130 amino acids)
Source: RefSeq, a predicted model, not a curated record